Molecule: messenger RNA, 1065 nt
Organism: Striga hermonthica
Lineage: Eukaryota; Viridiplantae; Streptophyta; Magnoliopsida; Lamiales; Orobanchaceae
Source: the annotation of a GenBank genome assembly
AUGGGACGACAAGUCUUAGUCAUUUUCGCCGUGUUCUUGGUAUUCGGAGCUUUCUACAACCUUACUACUGUGUACCUUCACCACCGAAGAGUGGGGCCCUUAAAAGUCGAGCCCGUGACACCAAUGCCGUUUCACGAGCGAAAAACGAGAAUCGGGAAGUCGCUUUUCCACAUUGCUGUUACAGGGGAAGACUCGACUUACAGCAAAUGGCAAUGCCGUAUUAUGUACUAUUGGUUUAAGAAGAAAAAGGAUUUGCCGGGAUCUGAAAUGGGUGGGCUCACUCGAAUUCUUCACUCGGGAGUUUCGGAUGAUUUGAUGAACGAGAUUCCUACUUUCGUAGUCGAUCCUCUUCCUGAAGGUAUGGAUAAGGGAUAUGUCGUCUUGAACAGACCAUGGGCUUUCGUGCAGUGGCUGAAAAAAGCCGAAAUUAAAGAAGAAUAUGUGUUAAUGGCAGAACCCGAUCACAUAUUUUUGAAACCGUUGCCAAAUUUGGUGUACGAAAAAUAUCCUGCGGCUUACUCGUUUUUCUACAUCAAACCGGUGAAGUACGCGAAAAUCGUGAGGAAGUUUUUCCCCAAGAACAUGGGCCCCAUAGCAAAUGUGGAUCCUAUUGGUAAUUCUCCUGUUAUAAUCAAGAAGAGUCUGCUGGAAAAAAUCGCGCCUACUUGGAUGAAUGUCUCGCUGGAUAUGAAAAACGACAAGGAGACUGACGAGAAGUUUGGUUGGGUGCUCGAAAUGUAUGCGUAUGCUGUGGCCUCUGCUCUUCACGGCGUGCAACAUAUUCUCCGAAAAGACUUCAUGCUGCAGCCUCCACUUGACAGGGAAACCGAAGGCAAAUUCAUUCUUCAUUAUACGUACGGUUGUGACUACAAUUCCGAGGGUGAACUGUUGAUCGAUGAAAAAGGCGAGUGGAGGUUUGAUAAGAGAGAUUACUUACACAGCCCACCACCUCGAAAUCUAACUUGGCCCCCUCAAGGUGCUCCCGAAAGUGUGGCAACUCUCGUAAAGUUGAUCAAUGAAGCUACUGCAAACCUUCCUAAUUGGGAUUCAUCAGAACAUACAUGA